CGUGGAAGCAGAGGAAGAGAGAAGUUUGAGACGGCUCCAAUUAUAGACGUUCAGCCUAGAGGUAUUGCAGCUAUGUCUAGGGCAGAAGAAGCAGUUAAUGUGGAGGUCUGUGACUUUAAGUGGGGCAAAAAACGUGGUCGGGGAGGGAAAAAGAAAGAGGUUCAGUUCUAUGAUUCUUUUACAUAUGAUGGUGUGGAAUACAGUCUCUACGAUUGUGUAUAUCUAUGCCCAGAAGAUGUGACUGAACCCUACAUUGGUAAGCUUAUAAAAAUAUGGGAGCAGCCAAAAAAUGAAAAGAAUAAGCAGCCAAAAAUAGAGAAGAAAGUGAAGGUCUUAUGGUUUUUCCGGCCCAUGGAGAUUCAGAAUUUUCUUGGAGAUGUUUUACCACUUGAGAAAGAACUAUUUUUGGCAUCUGGUGAAGGUGUAGGCCUUGCCAAUGUUAAUGAUCUGGAAGCAAUUGCUGGCAAAUGCAAUGUCGUUUGCAUAAAUAAGGACCCUCGGAACCCGCAACCUUCAGAGGAAGAGCUUAGUAUGGCUGACUAUGUCUUCUAUCGUACAUUUGAUGUUGGAAAAUGUACAAUAUCUCAUGAGAUAGAUGAUAAAGUGGCUGGAAUAGAAGUGAUGUUUAUCUUUAACCAAAAAGGAGAAAACAUGAGAGUGCUAGCAAUUAAUGAAGCACCGCAAUCAUCUCCAUCAUCUCCCAAGCCAAACUUAUUGGAUGAUAGACCUGCUAAAAAGGCAAGGCUAGACAUGGAGGCUGCUGUGACAAAUGGCAGGGGUUCUGAAGAUAAAAUAAAACCUAAACCUGUCAGGGAUUCUCUUGGACAUGAAAAGGUCGUUCGUAAGAAGGUCAAGCCUGAUGAAAAGGAAUCCGGGCUUUCUAAUGGUACCCUGCCUAAGGCAGCCGCUACUCUCGCUCGAGAGAAGGACAUAAAAACUGAUGGCCAAGACAGAAGCAAAUGGUUCAAGGGACUUCCAUGGGAGGAAAGAAUGCAGACUGCACAUGAGCAAGGAACUCUUGUCCUCCUUUCAAAUCUGUAUCCAGGAUACGCUUCAGCCGAUGUAGAGGAAAUAAUUUGGCAAGGUUUUGGGGAAAAGUGCACAGCAAAGAUGCUACAGCGCACUGCAACGUCUAGCCCCCAUUCUGGUCAAGCUUUUGUUAUAUUCAAGACAAGGGAAGUUGCAGAGAUGGCUAUGAGAAAAUUAGAUGAAGGAUGUCUGUUGCUACCAAAUGGGAGGCCUCUGGUUGCCAGCAGAGUAACUCCUCUUAUGCCAGGGGAACCAUCCACGUUUUAUGGUCAUAUCUUCAUUGAGAAACUUAGACACCAAAUGCAGAGGGAGGAAAUGAAGCGAGCAGUAUCAACAUCUCACUAUUCUCAGCCCAACACCAUUGAAUAUGAUAUGGCUAUGGAAUGGAGAUUACUACAAGCAAGAUCCGAAAGCUGGUGGAAGGGUUUGUAUAAGCGGCAUGGGGAUGAGCUGAAGAAACUUAGGGGCCAACCCAAGUCGAAGUGA
Telopea speciosissima is the source of this 1515-nucleotide messenger RNA. RefSeq names its product protein ANTI-SILENCING 1. Lineage: Eukaryota; Viridiplantae; Streptophyta; Magnoliopsida; Proteales; Proteaceae. The transcript has 12 exons. Bases 73 to 1515 code for a protein of 480 amino acids. The record is from RefSeq and is a predicted model, not a curated record. Gene Ontology annotation, molecular function: chromatin binding; RNA binding.